This is a messenger RNA of Bufo bufo (common toad), 606 nucleotides long. RefSeq lists its product as uncharacterized. NCBI's taxonomy places the organism in Eukaryota, Metazoa, Chordata, Amphibia, Anura, Bufonidae. The record is from RefSeq and is a predicted model, not a curated record. The transcript is spliced from 10 exons. Bases 1 to 606 code for a protein of 201 amino acids.
AUGAAGAUUAUCUUUUUCUUGGUGCUCGCUGGUCUCAGCCUCUCUCAUGGCUUUGAAUGUAUACAGAAACUUCAAGCAGAGACUAGUCUGGAGUGCUUGCAAAAUGCAUUAAAGAUUGCUCCAACAUUUCUUGAAAAAUUGGUAUACUUUCUGUGUAACUAUAAAAAAGGGAUUGAAAACAAUAAAAAAGAAUUUGAAGACGCUCUCCGUGAAUUGAUAGAAAUACUGGAAUGUGCGGGCUGUACUGUAGAUAAACUUAUCGGCACAAAAGUCACAAUUGAAGAUCUUUUAGGAGAUAUUGGAGGGGCUGGAAAAGAUGUAGUCUAUGAAAUCCUAAAAAUUGCUGAUAAACUAAAAUUAACUGGACCUGUGGCAAACUUAGCAUGCAGCCUGUUGACCAAUAUCAGUAAUGCCCAAGGAAAUCCAAUUAUCAAUCCGAAGGUCUGGGUUGAAAGUGGAGUAAUAUUCUUGGAACCAAAGGCCGCUGUAGCAGAGAGACAAGGAAGCUUUGCCAAAAUUGAUAUAAUAUUAUUAAUUGCGCUUAAAGCAGUAGUUGGGUUUGAUGUCAAUAUUAGUACAUCAUCUGCAAAGAGUCCAAUGCGGUGA